UGGCGGGAAGACGGAGGGUGCGGCUGGGCGCGUGUGCCCAAGUCCGAGGGCACCGAGGUGGAGAGAGGGUCCGGAGGGGACGCCCGCCGAGCCCGGGAGCGGGAGCGCGCGGCCGAUCCAGGAAGUUCGGGCUGCGACCUCAGGGGCAGGAGCGAGUCGGAGCGAAACCUCAAAAAUGCGCGGCGCCGGCCGGCCGGCGGGCGGGGAAGACAGAGGGCGCCUCUGCCGGCGCAGGUAGGCUGGGCGCCCGCGACCCUGCGCCCCGCCGGCCCGAGGGGACCGCCGGACCUGCCCCCGGGCCCAGCCGACCCAGGUCCCCGCGACGGCAGCACCGCGGACCCGGGACGCGCCGCCGGGAGCCUUCCCGUCGGUCGGGACAGAGAGGUGCUCUCCGUGGCGUGCCCGCACCCUCAGCCCGAGGGGGAUCAGUCACCAGUGGGCGAGGCUGUGUCCCCGCGAGGCCAGGACCGGUGACGAGCUGCGCACCAUGGAGAAGCUCGGCUCCUUCUUCCGUGACAUCUGGGACACCAUCCUGACCAAGCACCAGGAGGGCCUCUUCAACAGCGUCUGCCUGGGCGUGGUGCUGGCGCUGCCGCUGCUGGUGCUCCUCGCCCUGGUCUUCGUCUGCUGCUACUGCUGCUGGAGCCGGCCGGGCAGGGGCCGGCAGCCGGAGCGCGGCCAGGGGAAGAAGAGGAGGAGGAGGAAGGGCGAGGAAGACCUCUGGAUCUCCGCCCAGCCCAAGCUCCUGCAGAUGGAGAAGAGGCCAUCGCUGCCGGUCUAGCCCGGCGGGCAGCAGAGGGUCCGCCUUCCGACGACGCACGGGGACUGGAGCGUCACACGCGUGUCCACAGAGGAACUUCUCAGCCAAGGAGCAAACCUCAGACUGAGUGUCCCCAGGGAGGGCACCCCCAGGGAGCCUGGGACAAAGCGUGGGCACUGGCUGGGCAGCUAUGUGUCCAAUAGCGACGCUCUUGGCUCCAGAUGCAGGCGUGCCGUCCGCCGACUUCCGGCACAGUCCAUACGCAAAAGCACAAGGAACACGUAUCCAUGACCAUCUGGGCUCACCAUGCACACCGCACACACGCAGCACAGUAUCUGCUCUUGCAAAAACAUCUCGUAGGAGGGCCUGGCCAGAUUCGGGCGCAUGUGCACAAUUACACGGCCGGGCAAGGUUAUGAAUUCCAUACCCAUUCCAUAUGCUACUCAGGUUACAGAUGUGCGCUGUCCUACUCCGAUCCCUGCAAACCCUUUUGCUGGAAAUCCUCAUCUUUGGACUUUUCAGCACCCGGUACAGUGCCCUUCGCUGUGUGUCGAUGCAGACCCUCCAGUUCCCGUGCUCCUGACCCCGCACCGAGGAGGGCAAGUGUAAAGUGCAAUGGAUCCGAACUCAUCGGAAGCUAUGGUCUCGCAAGGUCCUCAUUACCCCCGGUCGGUGUUGAAUGUGGUCCAAGACCCCGCGCUGAGACGCGCCGCGCAGAGGCCCUCAGGACGGCUCCUCCACACAGGACCGAGCUCUGGGCGUGGCUCCUGGAGAGCGAUGGGGACCAGGUAACAGGCUGCUGCGCCCACUCCCCUGGGGGCACCGUGUCCUGUGCAUCGCAGAGGUGGGAGGAGAUGCCCCACCUGAGCUGGGCAUCCCCCGGAGCCAGAGGCUUUCAGAGGAAGGAAGACAUCGCCAGCACGGCCUCGCAGAAGGCUCACUGGAAGCAGCGGGCGGCGUGCUGCAGGGGGAGGCGGAAGAUUCGGACUUGAAGUGAAAGCUGGAUGAAGCUAGAUAGAGGUUUAUUCAUAUUUAUCUUGAGGCUCAGGCAGUGCCUUGCGCACAGUGGGUACUCAUAACUGUCUCUGACGCUGCUGGGUUUGUGAUGAUGUCAGGGUAAGCUGUACUGCCUCGCCAGUUCCCCCAAGUGGCCUUCUGAGCGAGCCCGCUGGCGGCGAGGGUGGAGGUGGGUGCUGAAUUCUGCAGAACCAGGGGGUGGGUUGGCUGGUGGGCCCCGAGGUCCGUGAGGACGUGUAAACCAGGUCCACGAUGAGCUGAGGGCGCGCCUCCCCACCAGGCUGAAGCUGGGGGGCCGAGGUAGUCCACUUGUCUGAUGAGCUGGUUGGAGUUUGGGUUGGAUUGUGCCCAUGCUGCAAUGGUGGGUAAUUCCUGGGAGCAGGCUGAGCUGUCCAAACUCAUGUGCACCCCUCGGAGGCUGUUCCAAAUGGUGUGCAAUUGCCAUUUAAUUAACAAUGUAGCUAAACUAUGGUACUUACGGUAGCAGACACGAAACCCUGUGAGAUUGUGCUAAGGGGAAAAUGCGCCCCAUCUACUCACGUGGGCCACCGGGUUCUCACCUGCCCCCAGGUGUGCUCCAGGCCUGUGCAGAGCGGACGCUGGGUGGUGCCUGCUGACCAGGUCUCCGCACAGUGACCCGGGACGCGGAGUUCAGUUGCGUACACUGUGGAACCCGCAAUGGUCACCCCCUCCCCCUACGAGGCCCAGGUCUCCCAGGCACUCAGGCUCUGGCUCCUACACCCCCGUGACCAGAGAAGCUACACCCUCUGAUUCCCUGCCCCCGUGUCACAGGGAGAGCGUGUCACAGAGCGGCCGACUGUCCCCGGGGCAUCACAGCACGGCUAGUCACCUCACGUCUCCCGCUGCCCAGGACGAGGGCCCUUCCCGUCUGCGCCUCGCAGUCCCCGGAAUGGAUGAGUUGGGCAGACGUGGGGGCUGGCGGCUGAGGCUGGUGUUAGAUAUGAUCCAAGAAAGCAGAUCACCGGGAACAUGGUUGCCGUGGCAACUGGCUGCUCGUUUGAAUUAAGAGAGCAGUGUUUGUCACCUCCACGACAGGCCUCCAUCUCCAGGUGCAGGCCCUGCUGUCCCCUAGUCUACUGCACCUGCUCCAGCCCCGGCCACCAAACACCAGCGCGCACAUCUCAGCUGCUUCCAUAGACUCGGACCCAGGACACCCAAGCCCUGAGCGAGGCCCCUCUUUUCCCCACCCAGCCUCCCCCGGGGCCCUCCCCGGGGUACCUAGAACAGUGCCCGGGCCAGGAGAGGCCUCACAUGCCUGUCGAGUAAAGGGGAAUGCAAGGAGCCCAAGCAUCAUUCCUCUCCCUCUCCCUCUCCCUUUCCCUCUCCCUCUCCCUCUCUGUUUUCUUCUCCAUCCCCUCUUGCCCUGGCUCCAUCCCUUCCUUCAUCUCCAUUUUCACUCCUUUCCUUCCCAGCCGCUGUCCCAGACCUGCCUCUGGCAACGAGGGUGCCUCAGAGGGGAGCCUCCUGGCCCAUCUGGGGGGUUAAGCUAAUGAAGGACAACGAGGGUAGUAAGGAAGGGGCUCCCCCCCAGCACAGGCCUGGGGAGCCCCUAGGAUGUGUACCCAGCUCCAGCCAGCCACGGCCCUGUCAGAGCAGGCCUUCCCCCGCCGCUGCUGCUCCCGGGAUUCGCUCUCCUGUUUCUUGGGGGGAGGGAGGGUAUGGAGAAGGGGUCGUCACCCUUUCAGGAAGGAUGUAAGUGGUCCAGAUUGUACGGUAUUCGUCAGUAUUUUUAUUUUCUGAAAAAAUUCAAACACGUCAACAGAAAAACUGAUUUAAAUAAAAUACUUAAAAAAUAAAAGCCCCGCCUGGGCUCCUUCCUUGCUGGAGCCAGACG
This is a messenger RNA of Eptesicus fuscus (big brown bat), 3632 nucleotides long. Its product is annotated as KIAA0040 ortholog. The record is from RefSeq and is a predicted model, not a curated record. The coding region runs from base 488 to 781 and encodes 97 amino acids. The transcript has 2 exons. NCBI's taxonomy places the organism in Eukaryota, Metazoa, Chordata, Mammalia, Chiroptera, Vespertilionidae.